Molecule: messenger RNA, 9035 nt
Organism: Oreochromis niloticus (Nile tilapia)
Lineage: Eukaryota; Metazoa; Chordata; Actinopteri; Cichliformes; Cichlidae
Product: hydroperoxide isomerase ALOXE3
Exons: 15
Coding region: 666-2678 (670 amino acids)
Biological process (GO): lipid oxidation
Molecular function (GO): protein binding; iron ion binding; oxidoreductase activity, acting on single donors with incorporation of molecular oxygen, incorporation of two atoms of oxygen
Source: RefSeq, a predicted model, not a curated record
UGGCCUCCUUUUUACCCCUCCUGGAGCAUUGUAAAAAGGAGGUUAAUGCAAGUUCCAAGUAUACCAUAUUUACAAGAACCUUUUUUUCUUUUUUGCUCUGAGACUCUUUGAAGACAUCACUCAUCUAGGCAGGUUCAGUCAGGUACAGCAGGAGCUUAAGCAGCAACAGGAAGAGAGCUCAGAGCAUGCACACAUUUUAGCUUUAUGGCCCCUGAAACUGACAUGCAAAUGCCCUCCAGCUACAGCUGAAUCUGCUAAUAUUAUGUAUACUUAAGGUUAAAAUGAAACAUUAGAAUAAUUGUUGGCUGGGUUAGGGUUAAUUAAUUAUAAUUAAAGACAUUAUAUAUACAUAAAAUACUCUGCAAUGUUUGAAUUCUGCAGCCUGGCAGAUUAAAUGAAAGCGAUUGUCUCACACUUUUAAAAAAGUAGAAAGAACAUUUUCUUGUAUCAAGUACUUGAUCUUAGCAAUAACGUACACAUUCACUGAGCCAAUGUUGUAUCUACACUGUUGCAAUAUUCUGAACUUCCAGACAGAAAGGGAGCACAUUCCUGUGUGACUAAAGCACACCACCAAUUACAAGAAGCAGUACUUGUUCCACAAAUACUACACCACAGACCUGAUGAUAAACUAAUGCCGAUUGCUGUUCAGGAUUUCAAGAGGAAAAAUGGUGCAGUAUAAAGUGACCGUAUUCACUGGUGAUCGCCUUAAUUCCACUACUCUUAACAAUGUCUACAUUAAGCUGGUGGGCACAGAUGGGGAGAGUGAUCGCACGUGGCUCAUGGGCUUGAAAGGGGCUUCAUCCUUCGUCAGAGGAGCCGUAUCAAAGUUUAAGGUGUCCUGCUCCACUUCCCUUGGAAAUCUUCUACUAAUAGAGUUAGACAAACAGUCUCUCCCACUGUUCCCAGAGGAUGAUUGGUUUUGUGCCAAGGUGGAAGUGAAAUCCCCUGAAGGAGACAUCUACAAUUUUCCCAUCUACCGCUGGAUUGCUGAUAGCAAGGUGCACCGCUUUAAAGAUGGAAAAGCUCUGAAAGUCUUUGAAGACAACCAUCAUCUUGGCAGGUACAGUCGGCAGCAGGAGAUUCAGCAGCGAGAGGAAGACUAUCGCUGGGAUACAUAUGCAGAGGGAAUACCUCACUCCUUGAAGGCACAAAACCCAAUUUUUCUGCCAUCUGAGGUUCAGUUCUCCUUCACCAAAACUACAGAGUUUCUCUACACUGCUUCCACAGGACUGACUGAGCUGAAGCUGAAGGGACUGGAUAACUGUAAGGAGAAGUGGGAUAAUAUUGACGGCAUCGAUCGAGUGUUUUGCUGCAAAAAGACUGACAUAUCAGAAUAUGCUCAGGAACACUGGAAAGAGGAUGCUUUCUUUGGCUACCAGUUUCUAAAUGGUGUCAACCCCAUUUUGAUCCAGUGUUGUACAACCCUGCCCAGUAACUUCCCUGUCACUGAUGACAUGGUCUUUCCCCGCAGUCGUUGCAGCCUUGCAGAUGAAAUGAAGAAAGGGAACAUAUUCCUGUGUGACUACAAACUUCUGGAUGGGGUGAAAGCAAACACCAUCAAUGGGAAGAAGCAGUACUUGAUGGCUCCUCUCGUCCUGCUCCACAAAUCUCCUGACAAUAAACUAAUGCCGAUUGCUAUUCAGCUGAAGCAGACUCCAUCAGAUGACAAUCCAAUCUUUCUUCCUACUGAUUCUGAGUACGACUGGUUGAUCGCCAAGAUUUUUGUGAGAAGUGCAGAUUUCAAUCACCAUCAGCUCAAUGCUCACCUACUGCGCACACAUUUGCUGGCUGAGGUUUUUGCAGUGUCACUGCUGCGCAACCUGCCCAUGGUGCAUCCUCUGUACAAGCUCCUCAAACCUCACACACGCUACACUCUGCAGAUCAACUUCUUAGCUCGACGCCUUCUAAUUUCUGAGAUUGGUGCUUUCACUCAGUUUGCAGCAUCAGGUGGAGAGGGCAUGUUUACAAUCCUGAAGAGGUCAGUGUCCUCAAUGACCUACAGCUCCCUCUGUAUAACAGAUGACAUUGCUGAACGUGGCCUAGAAGCUGUGCCAAACUUCUACUACAGAGAUGAUGGACUAAAGGUUUGGGAUAUCAUCCACAGGUUUGUGCAGGGAAUGCUCGGCUACUACUACAAGAGUGACAGUGAGGUCCAGGAGGACUCUGAACUUCAGAAGUGGAUUAUGGACAUUUUUGAACAUGGAUUCUUUUCUCAAGCAGAAACAGGAAUUCCUCAGACAUUUACUUGUGUGACUGAGUUGGUCAAGUUUGUCACCAUGGUGAUCUUCACUUGCUCAGCCCAGCAUGCAGCCGUGAACUCUGGACAGUAUGACUAUGGUGGCUGGAUGCCCAACACUCCCAUCUCCCUGCAACUCCCGCCACCGACCACAAAGGGGACGACAAGCGAGGCCACGAUGUUGGCCACCUUCCCUGACGUCAAUGUAACAGUUCAGGGCAUGGCCACCAUGUGGCUACUCAGCAAGCAGUCCAGUGACUUUGUCCCUCUUGGCCAGUACCCGGAGGAGCAUUUCACUGAGGAGAUUCCUCGCAAAAUACUCAAGGAUUUUCAGAUGGAGCUUGAAGAUUUAAGUUUAGUUAUCAAAGGCAGAAACAAGCGUUUAGAAGUGCCAUACACCUACAUGGAUCCGGCAGAGUUAGAAAACAGUGUGGCCAUUUGAAUAUUAGAAGACUCAGCUGUGAGACAAAAUUCAGCUCCCUCUUCAAACAACAGCAGGGAAAGACCUCUAAUUUCUGACUUUUACUGAUGAAAUAGAACAAAGAACUUACUGCUUAUAAUCACUAUAUAUACUAAACUGUAAAUUUUAUUCAUCUGUGUUAAAAUGUAAAUUUAAUUUUUGAUUACAAUCUUGAAUCAUCUUCUGAUUUUCAUCAUAGUUUGCUAUCCUAUCAAUAAAGAAGCGUCAAAGAAAAAUGUUAGAUUUUUUGGGUGUCUCUUCUGAGACAGUUGAUCUCUCGAUCAUGAUGUAUUUUUUUCUUAGAAAACAUUUACUGCAUUUCAUUGUUUAUAUUUUCAUUAUUUUAAUGUUUGAAUUUUCUUGAGCUAAACACAAACAGCUUUUUGGUGAGUUAGACAACAUGAACGCCCUCAUCUUAGUCUGAGGCUGCUAUUUCAUGUCAGCCACUAAUGUGCACUUGUGUUUUGCAGAAAUCUUUUGUGAUUUUAGUUUCUCAUCAUGCUCUAAAUUAUCAGUUCUCUAAAGCCUAAUUUAAUGCAUGGCACAGAUUAAACACACAUGACUCACAGACAUUAACAAGAUGGGUCUGCAUUAUCCACUUUAGCCCACUUAUACUGUUGAAAUGUGUAGCAUAUUUAUUUAACACUGCGAAAUAGAGUGAUGUUUACAUAGGCCACUGUAUUUUCUAUAGAUACCAUAUCAAUGGCAAAAAUGUGAAUAUAUUUAAUUCAGUUCAAUUUAUAUAGCACCAAAUCCCAACAACAGUCACCUCAAUUCAAUUAUAUCAAUUUACUUUACACUCACUGGGCACAUUAAUAGGUACACCUUGCUAGUACAAGGCUAGAACAAGGUGUUGGAAAUAUUCUUCAGUUGCUGCAGAUUUGUCAGCUACAUAUCCAUGAUGUGAAUCAAAGCUUAUCUACUGGGUUGAGAUCUGAUGACUGUGACCAUUUAAGUACAGCUCAUUGUCAUCUCAAGAAACCUGUUUGAGAUGAACUGAGUUUUGUGAUAUGAAACAUUAUCCUACUGGAAGCAGCCAUCAGAAGAUGGGUACACUGUGAUAAUUAAGGGCUUGACAUGGUCUGCAACAAUACUCAGGUAGGUCGCUGUCUUUAAACAAGGCUCAAUUGGUACCAAGGACCAGACCAACGUCUGACAAGAAAAUAUCCUCCCAUACCAUUAUAGUCACUGACACAAAGAUGGAUGGAUCUAUGCUUUUAUGUUGUUUGCACCAUCUAAAUACUGGAGCAGAGAAACCAGAACCAGGCAGUGUUUUUCCAAUCUCCUAUUGUCCAGUUGAGUGAGCUCAUGUCAAAUAUAGCCCCAUUUUCCUACCUUGACAGGAAUGGCACCUGGUGUGCAUCUGCUUCAAGAUUAGACAUGACUCAUUACAAGUGUUGUUUGUAAUGAGUCCUAACUUGAAUUAUUUGUAGUAGUCUGGCAUUUUCCCUCUGAUUUCCAAUACUCUGCCUGGCACCAACAACCAUGCCAAGUCUAAAGUUUAAAUCAGCUUUCUUCCCCUUUCUGAUGCUUGGUUUGAAGUUCAGGUUGCAGGUUGCUUUUGAGUUGUUGCCAAAUGUUGCUGGGUUUUUGUUUUUUUUUUAAAAAUAUUUAUGUUAAAGAGAAGCUGAACAGUUGCACACAACAAAGUGGCUGGUCAGUGUAUACAGUAGUUUACCUACAUGGGUUAUGUUAUCCUUAUAAAGGAUAUAGGGGGAAAGCAGUUAUAAUAACAAAAUGUUUAAAAAAAAUAAGAAUCUUGGGACUAAAUUCUUAAUUUCUUGUUUUGUUCUUAAAAAUCUGUUAUAUCUUUUCUCAGAAUAAGGUUUUUGAAUUUAUUAUGUAAUUGUAUUUAUUAUGUAAUUAAUACAUUUAUUCAUUUAAUAAUGAAUAAAGGUAAUCAUUAAUCAAUGCAUAAAUGAAUAGAUGCCCUCUGAGUUCUGUGUAAUAUAUGCAAGAUCUGUUUUGCUAGGAGACAAAAAUUGCUCUGUUCACUUGUGUUCUGUGCAGCAAAAUCUAAACCUGAAGCACCACUUUGGGGGGAAGGAAAUUGUCUUCAUUCUAACAGAAGAGUAUUUGCAAUUUGUAACUGUGCUGAAGUUUCAACAGUCUGUGGAUCUGUUCACAUACAGACUCAGGACAGCGGGUUUGUGUACUUGAACGUGACUAUUACCGUGUAUUGUACUGUUUGUUCAGCACCUCAGCAUGCACAGUAUUUAGAAUCUGAAUAACUCAGAAGCAUAACAUUUCAAUGGCUGUCACUAUUAUAGAUUUUGCUGUCUAUGUUGGGCACAGACCGGUAGUGGUGUUGCUCUUGCAAAAAAGAGAGAUAUUUUUAUGAUACCAGUUUUAUUGCUUUUCGAGGUUGACGCUGACCAUGUAGUCAUAAUACUCCUGAACUCAACUAAUCUCUCACCUAAUCACACAUUUAGUGCUGAAUGAACUUAAUUUGUCCUUGACUGUUUGCAGGCCUCCUCAACUUCUAAGUGGAUUUUAAUUCUCAUUUGUUUUUGCAAUCCAGCCUACGAGUGACAAAAUGUGUUACUUUCUGCCCUUCACACAUUGGUAAAUGACUGGACUGGUUCUUACAUGGCACUUUGUUACUCAACUUGAGCACUCAUAGCACUUUACAGCAUACCUCAUUCAUCUAGUCACUCAGAUUCAUACAAGCACUUUCUUUCUGUGCCUACGUAAAUGGUAAGUGGUAAAUGGACUGAUUCUUAUAUAGUGCUUUUCUACUCAAAGCACUCAAAGCGCUUUACACAGCAUUCACCCAAUCACACAAGCACUUUCUUCUGUGCUUUUAAGUUCUCACUAACUAACUACUACUCAUUCAUACUCCUGGAUGCAUCAGAGAGCAACUUAGGGUUAGUAUCUUGCCCAACAUGCAGACUGGGGGAGCCAGAUCCUGCUCUACCUCCUGAGCUACAGGCACCCUAAGUGGUUUCUAGCUAGCAUUCACACACCUUCACACUCUGAUGAAUGCAUUAAAAAGCAACUUAUUGUUCAGUAUCUUACCCAAGAAUACUGGCUGCUCUGGCUCCUGAGCUACAGUUAACCUACUACAUUCCUGACGUUGUGAUCCAUAGUUUAGUUUAGGUAAACUAAACUUUAUUUUAGGUAAACUUUAUUUUAGGUAAACUAGUUUAGUUUUUUUCUGCAACUAAUGGAAGCUAUUUUGACAAGUUAUUAUUCUGUUGUACAGUGUAAUAAACACUUCAUUGGCACAUUUAGAAUAUUAGAAGAUUAUAUUUUGCAUAAAUGACCAUCUGAUAUUUUAGUGUACAAAAGUAACUUUGCUCACUUCAGCAAAGCACAACAGAGAACUACGCUGAUCAUUAUACACUCCACUUUUGUGCUCUUCUUGAAAUAAAUUAGCCAAACUGGCAUUUAUAAACUCAGCAGGGAUAGCACUUCGGGCAAAAUCCCAAAUUAGAAAAGAUGCCCCCCUUCCAAAUGUUGAAAACUGAAAUAUAAUAUUUCUUGUUAACUAAGGAGACAAUCCUGCCUUUUUUUCCCUCCUUUUUUUUAAAGGGAGCAUCAGAAUUCUGUUAUGAUGUUGGAAGGAUUCAGAGUGUAGUGUAUCUAUACAAAUAUACAUUAAACCCUUUAAUGGUCGACAUAAUCACCACAUUGUUAUAGUUCGAAAAAACGGUGGCUUCGUGACUCUUAUGCUUUGCAUUAUAAUCAUUGUGUGCUUUCAUCUUAAGGCAAAUAUUAAAUAUAAAUGUGCUGACAAUUAAACAUGAGACAAAAUCAAUGAAAAGUUUUAAUUAGGAGAUUUUAAUAUGAGCUGUUUAGAUUUGUGGAUUUAAUGUCAGAGACAUAAAACUCUAACCAGUUCUACACAUCAGAAAUCUCUAAGACCGUUGAAUCAUGCAGGUCAUGAAAUGACUUUAUACGUCAUACUUUAAAGCGAGUCUGCUCUUGCUAUUGAUUUGAUCGUAAUUUCUAACCUUUUACUGGAAUUGAGAGAACAGCAGUUCCGGGAUUACGAGUCACUUCAUACCUGUUCUGCAUGACUAGCAGAGGCAGAGGUUUUGUAAUCCUGUUCUCACACUUAGUUUCACCUUCUAAAACACAAAUUCAGUGAAAGCCACAAUCAAACAAACACCUUUUUACUCUAACCUUACACUGUAGCAGGAAGUGGUACCCGAAUCCGUGCAUUUUUACUCCCUUGGCCUAAUGUUUAGGUUGUCUCAGGGUGGUUGUUGAACCAAUUUAGCAUUGUUACUGCACUGAAGUGCCUUUUAACAGAGUAUGUGCCAAUAGUUACAGCAGAAAACUAGAGUGAUAAAUAUUAGUAGGUAAGUUUUGGCUUUUACCUGAGGAUUAUGCAUGUGCAGACACAUUUAAAAUCCUUUUUCUCUUUAACUCUACUGAUAUUUAACACACAAACUAUUGUGCUGCACAUAUUACACCAAAGUGAGUGUUGACUGAUGAUUGUGCAAACAUAUUUUUUCUCAUGUAAGGAAAUUCCCCCCUUCAUUCCGGUUUGCUGCACAUGAAUACAUUUUCCACUUUUGUAUCCCCCAUGGAUGGAUCAACAACUUGAAGCCCACCAAACUCCUGAAAUCAGUGAACAAACAUCACCACAGCAUUUAGACUUUUUUACAUAAUAUAAUUAUUAACGGAGGCUAAACAACUUAACUGUAUCUACCACUACCCACUUUGAUUUCAUGACCAUGCUUACAGAGCCAUUGUUUGUUUAUUAUUCUGGCUCAUUAACAAAAAUAACUGAUUUUUAUUUUUCCGUAAACAGUCCAACAAGGACACGAUUCUAUGUAGAGGCACAUUACACUGGUGGUGCCCUAAACCAGCCUUUGAAAAUUUGUAGAACAGUGCUAUUGUAUAUACUGUAGUAGUUUACACUGAACAUUUAGGUGCCUGUGAACAGUGACCUGAAAAUCAUUCAAGCAUAAAAAGUCACGUAACUCAAAGAAUGAACCAGUGUUGUAUCUGCACUGUGGCGCGCGUGGUCGGCAGUGCUGCAGCAGGGAAGGCGGACGCAUCUGCGCUGCAUCACAGUCACGCCUCGCCAGCUUAAAAUCUGUGCUCUGCCUGCUGUUUGUUGUUGUUGUAGAAGUGUUCAGCUGCAAGCUGUGUAUGUAACGUGACAGCAACCGGUAAAUAAAAGAAUGAGGAUCCUGGAAAGCAUGUUCAUGUCGUCGGGUCAGCCGUGGUCAUUUACAUACACACAACUUAGCAAAGAGGGUAUUUUAAUUUUUAACUGUUUCUUUGCAUUUUAUUACUUGUAGCCUCUUGUAAAACAUAAUUUAUUCCAAUAUCUUUCACUGAAUUUAUAGAAAAUGCCUUAGCUCUAAGCCAAAAACCUGGCAUAUGGUAUGCAGUGCAUCCUCCAAAAAAUUGAGGUAAUUGAACAAGUGGAAGACAAAAGAACGUAGCAGGCCUAAGAAACUAUCUACAGCAGAUCAACAUCUGAAAGUCAUCUUUGUAUAACAUAUAUAAAUAAAUUCAACAAAGACCUGACAACGGACCUGAAACAUGCAUCUGGCCCUUCAGCUGAUCCACCUUAUCAAAACUUCAUCAUAAAUGGUCUCUGUCACGGCCUGGGGGAUCAGCAGGAUGCUGAUUGGCCAUUUCUACCUUUUCACGCCCUCGGCCCACGCCCACGGAAGGGCAUGAUGCCCAUCAAGGCGAUCGGAAUAUAAGCCAGGAGGAGUCUGCUGGUCUUCGCUGGAUCGUUGUCUACCGCGCGUCAGAUAGAGUCAAAGCUACAGCUCAGUUAAGAGUCUAUUGUGAACGCUGUAAUUAAUUCUCCUUUCCUCGUCUACAGACCUCCUGAAUACCUUCCCUGUGUGAAUCAUUGUGUGGAGUGUGGAGAGUGGAACUGCGGUCGUGAGUGUGGAGAAUUCUUGUGUACAGCUGAUUCUGCAGUCCUGCGCUUGAGUCCCCACGUUGAACCAUAACAGUCUCAGUGAAUGUUUUACUGUCAAGUCAUUCUUAAGGAAGCAAAACAGGGAGAAAAGGCUGAGGUAGAACAUCAGUGAAAACAGGUCACAUGUAGAGAUGAAUCCAAAUUGAAAAUUCAAUUUGAAAAAAUUAUGGUUCAAAGAGGUCAGGAGAGGUACAGCAGUGAAUGUUACAGCCAUCUGUAAAACACAAUGAGGGCUCUGUCAUAUUUAUCCCUGAAGGCUACUUGAAAGAAAUUACAGGGAAGCCUAUCAAGGGUCAUACCAAAUAUUGACUUUAAGGUUUGUUAAAAUUCUACAAAACUUUUUUGGUAUGUGUAUUUAGCAAAUAGUUGCAUACUUCUACAUUUCACAGUGGCUGCGAUAUCUCUUGAAUAAAAUAAAGCUUCGUUAUUUCAUCAUGAGC